AUGUCCAGCCAUUUCAGGAAAAGCAACAUGAGCAACAAAUCCCUCCAACCCCCUCUCCACCCCAUCGCCAUCCGGGCAGAGCACAUCGCCCAACGCGAGACUGCUCGAAACGACGCCGACGGCUCGACCCUCUUCACUGUCACGGGCACCAAAUUCGGCGAUCGCUCCGCGCGCGAGUUCCGCGACCGAUCGGACCUGCCGCUCUUCGAGCUCCGGCGUGCGCUCGCCUUGCGACGGCCGCUGCGAGUCCGACUGCCGGGCAACGACAAGGAGGAGCUCGUCGAAGUGAACCCGAAACGGCCCUUGGGGAACUUUGAUCUCACGUUGCGGAACGCUGCUGCGACAGAUGCCAAGAAUGAGGCUGACAGGACGGUCACGCUUGAGGUCCAUCAGACGUCUCCCGCCUUCUGGUUGACCUUCGAGGUCAUGGCAGGUGACAGGCAGGUGGUCGACGUGCGCGAGAGCGUGCAGAAGAAUAAAACGAUUGGCACGCUCCCCCAUGAGUGGCCCAGGUUGCCUCCGCCUCGGCAGGUGCUGGAUGUCCGGGUGGCAGAGGGGUCGAUUUGUCGCUGGCGACGCUGGUUGCGGUGA
This is a messenger RNA of Rasamsonia emersonii CBS 393.64, 591 nucleotides long. RefSeq lists its product as uncharacterized. The coding region runs from base 1 to 591 and encodes 196 amino acids. The record is from RefSeq and is a predicted model, not a curated record. The transcript is spliced from 3 exons. NCBI's taxonomy places the organism in Eukaryota, Fungi, Ascomycota, Eurotiomycetes, Eurotiales, Trichocomaceae.